Mobula hypostoma (lesser devil ray) is the source of this 402-nucleotide messenger RNA. RefSeq names its product NADH:ubiquinone oxidoreductase subunit A1 (gene ndufa1). The transcript is spliced from 3 exons. Lineage: Eukaryota; Metazoa; Chordata; Chondrichthyes; Myliobatiformes; Myliobatidae. Bases 62 to 274 code for a protein of 70 amino acids. The record is from RefSeq and is a predicted model, not a curated record.
CGCAUGCUCAGUGUGUGUAGAGGUCGGAGGCGCUGGAGGUCGGUGGUUGCUGUCGGCAGGGAUGUGGUACGAAAUCCUUCCUGGCCUCGGCCUCAUGGCUGUUUGCUUGACUAUUCCUGGCCUCUCCACCAUCUAUAUUCACAGGUUUACCAACGGUGGCAAGGAAAAAAGAACUGCCCGGUUACCAUAUCAAUGGAUUCUGUUAGAAAGGGACAGAAGAGUGUCUGGUGGCAAGAUCCAUUUCAACUCAAAGGGAUUAGAAAACAUUGACUGAUGGGGUCUUCAUCUUGAACACCAUACUCGUGAAUCUGGAGGAGAAGCAUUAUUGAAGUGUUAACUUUAAUCUUUGUUUCAUAAUGUAAACUAAAUAUUUUACCAUAAAAUGGAAGGUAUAAACAUGAA